AAUUGCCCAUUGAAAAAUGGCGCUGUAAGCUGCCGUCGUGUGUGUUUUCUGGUCAACGUCCGUAGGCCUUUCCUCGAAGGUGCCGCAGAGACUCGCCGCCAGUGAUCGUGGUGGGCUCGUCGGGCGCCUUCGAGGAAACCCCCCACAAUGCCAAAAGUCGUCGAGAACAUGCAGCUUGGCUUUGCUGGCUGUCGCACCGCUUUUCGAAGGUGUUGCCGAUGGCUGACGUGCAGUGGGAGUGUCCCUGGUAGAGAGCCUCGCGAUCAGUACGAGGUGCUGUGCUUGGGUCUCACGGGUGCAGGCAAGUCUACAGCCCUGGCCACACUGGUGGGGGAGCCUUGGGAUGCCCUAGAGCCCACCACGGGCUUCAACAUUAAGACGCUGCCAGUUAAUGACACUGUGCUCAAUAUCAAGGAACUGGGUGGCUCGGUACGUCCAUUCUGGCAGGAGUAUUUUGGGGACGCACAUGGAGUGUUGUUCGUGCUGGAUGGCACUGGUGGCGAAGCCUCCUUACAGGCAUCUCGCCAGACCUUGGCAGAAGUGCUGCCGCAGCUGAAGGGACGCCCCUGUGUUGUGCUGGCCACCCACGCCGACCUUUCUGGCUGCGCUACUCAAGCACAGGUGGAGCAACUGCUUGAAGGUCUGAUGCAUGGUCGAAAAUCGGCGGUGUUGUCGUGUUCCCGGGGCCAGCGUCAGGAAGUGCUCAAGGCACUUGAAAUGCUCACUGGUUACAUGACAGCAUCCAUCAAGUAGCAUCGAGCCACAGACGCGCCUGUAUGAAAUGCUCAAGGGCGGUGCUUGGCCUCACCCCCACCGUACCAACAGAUGUGUUGCGAACAGAUGUAUUCCUCACCACCCUGACCAUCAUCCUCCGGCACAGUUGUGUUUCCUGUGACGAAACUCGCUGGUAGUUUCUUUUAUACAACUGACCUGUCUGGAAAUGGCACCAAGGCUCUUCUUGCCUGACAUGUGGAGCGCCACUUGGCUUCGCAGUGGCUCGCCUCAUUUUCUUCUAAACAGACUUUGCGCGAUUAGUGCUGCCAAAGCUUGGCAUCUCAUCUGCUUGUCAAAACAUGUGCGGGUGUUGACAAGACAUAUGCAACGAGAUUAACAGGGUGUACACGGCGAGCCUUUAUUAUAAACCGCACCAUACUUCUGUCCGCUGCCACUUGAGGCAGACUAAACAUGAUGUUGGUACCUGUAAGCACUUAUUAGCAAGUGCUUUGGUAGGAUUUCCCAAAAUGCUGUUAGGGUACAGCUGGACAGCCAUGCACGGUGGACAUAGCUUGACCUCAGCAGCUGCAUCAAUCACCAUGGCGACUGUAUUGAGUUUUGCCUUGAAUGACUCAUUGAAGUUAUUGCUCUGCAUGGAAUUCGGCGUUACACUGAGCAUCUCGCAAGAUGAGUAGUAAUACACAGUUGUGCAUUGACAAUGAUGUGUUUGUACCAAAUGAACACAGUGUGAAAUGUCACAUUGCAACCAUUUUCUUGGCAUGGCCAGUCAAGCACAAUCGCACCUGGCAACUUGUGCCCGUCGUCACGAGCUCAACGUGUUCCCACCUCCCGAUUCUGUUUUUCAGCCCGGUGUCCUUGUUGCAAGCAGUGAGUGUUGUUUUAAGCGGUCUUACUGCUGUUCCCAGUAUUUGGUAUGGCAUGCAGUUGUGAUAGUUCCAUCUGCAGGCCCUGCAGACAACAUCGGCAUUACUGACAUCCCUCUGCGUGGCCCGACACGGCUAUAAUGUUUUAUCCCUGGCCUGUCCCAGUGAAGAGCAUGCAUGCAAGCGCACAUUAAAAGUCAGCCGCAAUGCGUGCGCACAUUUCCCACAUUGUAGGCAUUCCUCUGCUCUUAAAACAAGCCUGCAGGUGCAUGCUUCAGAACUUGUGGUAUCUGUAGCCGACUGUUUGCUAUGAUGCACGCCGUUUUGUUGUCGCACAAACUAGCCUUGGCAUACCCGCUCGCCCUGCAUAUUGUGUUCAUGCCGUGUGGCAAAACAGCACACCAAAGAUUGCAACUGUGUGUAUUUGCUACUGCCAUUGGAAAACAGUGCUGUCUGUUUUUCGUGUGUAAUGCUUGCACGUCACAGCUUUGUUGUUUAGAGCUCACAAUUUAUUUCACCAUAGCACACACAAACUGAAUUUUAACACCAAGCUUUUGAAUGUCUGAGUCUGCUUUGGUCAGGUCCAGCCGCUCCAAGUUAUUGCUGUUAACCAGAAUACUCUCAGUAGUUCUCUUAUAUUGCUGAAAAGAAACCUGGCAGUGAAAUUACUGCCCUUGCAGCCUCAUUUGUUCAUUGCGCAAAUUUAGGCACUCAAGCUAGCAUUUGAAAAUUACUCUGUGUAAUGUUUUUCAGAUACUUAUUUUUAUCUGUUUCUUGUUAACAUAAGGUAUGUUCAUUUUCGUUGAGGCAAUAUUUCACAGCAAGAUCCCCUUGGCUUUUCCUUGACAAAGAUACCGUGGAGCCUCGUGGAUAUGAUUCUGUGUAAUACGUCUAUAGGGAUGAUAUAUAUUUUUUUUCCCCCGAUAAUACGAUUUGGUUGGAUAAUAUGUUGGAUGACACGAUUUUCGGAUGAUACGCUUUAUUUACUGGUUCCCGUGAAGAUCGUAUCAAUGAGGUUCCAUUGUAAUACUGUGCAGAGACCCAGUGCCAUAUUAUGUAAGGGUUAUUUUCAUUUAAUUUUGUUCACUUAUCACCCAUCAUAGUGAGUAGUCUAUACCUGUAAUAAUGGAGGUAAUUAUGCCAUCCAGUGAUGCCGGACAAAAAGUAUGAAAAAAAUCAUUACAUAAUACGGCCUCUUUAUUCACUUAAUUUAAACUUAUUUCACUAUGCAACUAUGUAGAAUUUAUCAGCACCGUGCAAUGACUCAGUGGUUCACUUUUUUUCUUCUCGCAGUAAAACUUAAUUGCCACUUCUUUCUCAACACAGUCCCCAUUUAACUUGUGGUGUGCCAAGAAAUUGUUGCUUCUUAGGGGUCUUUGAAGGAGAGAGGCAGUCUUUGCUUCAACUGUAGCCAACUGCAAUGCUUAUUUGCUCUCUGUUUCAACCCUCGGUCAAGCAGAUUGCUACAGAAAAGAACAUGGCUUCCAUGAGACACGCAUUUUGCGAGACCUCUCUUUUUUUGCAUGCACCAAUGAGCAUGACAACUUUUACUUCGCCAAAGGUAGCAUGCUGUACUUUUGCAGCAAUUCUGUCACAAGAAAGUAUGCAUUUUAUAACCAGAAAGUACUGCAUGGUGAAACGAGAAAGACAAAUUUGCACUUGAGGUACUAAAUUUAAAAUAUUUUUGCAGUGUUUCAUGCGAGAUUUUAGACAGACUUGCAUCCACAUGAAAAAUUGAGCAGAAUUUAAAUAGAUGCCAUCUAGGAUAGAUUUUUUGCUUUGCGCAAUCAGUGAAGAAGACUUUCUGGGUAUACUCGCUCAAGCCGAUGUCAAAACCCGCGGUUUUGUGUUGAUAAAAGCGAGUCUGUGCCCUUGUGCACAUACUUAUCAUGAUUAUGGGUUCCUGUUUGUACGAACUGGUCCACUGUUGAAAGGAACAUAGGAGCACAGGACCUCCAUUCUGUACACUGCGCAAUUGGUGCAUACAAUGUUUCCUUUUUUGCAAGAAGGUAGUGGGUUUGUCACAAUGGUGUCAUUGUGUGUAGUUGUCUACUUUGCCAAGCCAAUGCAAACAUUUUCAGUUAUUUCUUGCAAUUUGCGAAAUGGGUCGUUCAUCUUCGUUACAAGCCAGCUACUUCAGACAACUGAUUUUAGCAAAAGCUGUGUUGUAAUGCCUUUGGCUGCUCUUUGUUGCUACAUGAGCAGACAAUGCGAGACGAGAAUAACCUUCUCAACGACAGCAUUCACUGUGUGGCGGCUACUUGCUUUGGUGGUCAAUUUAAACUGUGAUUCGCUCUGUGCAUGUUUGUGAUGGGCCACUUAAUGUCACAAGGGUCAAGCGGAUACACAAUCUGCAACAGUUCAAUUCUACACAAGCAGCCACGCUUGUUGAUGGUUUUGUUUCGUAGAACACGUCUAAUGCAUUUUUCACAUAGGAAGCAGGAUUGAUUCAUGCAGUUGAACAGCCCAACCAUCGCAGUCUAUGAGAGAUGCCCAAUGCAUAGCUGCAUUCUGCGCCUGUCGGUAUGUGGCUGCAGUGGCCGGGAUUCCAACCCUCAACCUCAUGCUCAGCAGCACAACACUAUAGCCACUGAGCCACCAUGGUAGGCACGUGACCACAGUUGUGCAGUAGCCUGAAAACAUCUUGCAUGAACAUGUUAGUAUCAUGAGAGCCUGCUGUAACUCUUUGAGGAAUGUGUUAGCAGGGUUCUACUUAUGCCACCCUACUUGUUGAUAAGUUGAUCAGCCUGAAACCAAAAAGGUGGUUCUUGUGCGGAAUGUGCCGAAAGGUGGGCACCCAACAAACCAGUGCUUCAUGCACUGCCGCAUCACACUUGUAGGAAUGCUUUUAAAUUUUGUGUGGGCAGUACUAUGCUGGCAAGGGGAUUACAUUUGUGUUUACUUGCACAGCACUGUUUUGAAAGGUGGUGAGUUACUAAGGACAGCAUCAUGUCUAGUCUAGUCUUCUUUUUAUACUCUGUUGCUGCAGAAGCAGCCUUUUGUUAGCUGCUUUUAUUGGCAUUUGUUUUAAGGUAUUCUCAUUGAAUGUCUCUUGUCUGCUGCAUGCUCCUUUUUUACACAUAUCCCCAUGCAAUUUUUAACCCCGUGUGUGCUGAAACAUGCUGCAGAGAUACAUCCUAUUGUUCUCAGAGGAAGUAGGUCACGAUGCAAAACUUGCAGACUAUCCAUUGACCUGCUUAUAACUUGCAAGGCUUUAUUUGGAUGCUGCUGAAGAUUCUGCUGGCAUGUCGAAUAAGAUGUCACAUUGUGUGCAACAGACUAUUUAUCACAAUGUCCCAGGUCACUGCUUUCCUCCACCUAAGUGUGCAAGCACAAAUUUAUGAACAAGAUGGAGCGAUGUUACCCAAACUAUUGCCAUUGCCAUCCUAGGAAGUUUUGUUUAUUCAUCGCCCUACUGGAGACAUCACUCAAAAAGUCAUCGUUUGAAUAAAAAAGCACCACAGGCAAGAAAUAAAAUUUUUACCAGAGUUUAUUUAGCUUGCUCUUAUCUGCAGUAGUGCACAAUUUAGCUGUGCAUUUGAUAAAAUCAGCAUUUUGGAAUACUCUGGGUAUUUGGUACUAUCAAAUUAGGCAUGCUGAAAGGGGCCCUUGAAUAAUUUGCCCCUAAUUGCUGAUUGGUCAAAGCAGGUGACAGCAUGAAAGCUGUAAAUAUCUUUGGUGUUACUCCAACUUCAUGUAAAUGACUGUUUUUUUUUUUUUUCUCACAUUCUGUAGAAAAGCUGAAUCUGUAUAUUUUCAAGAUUUUGCACGGCAACACCGGAGCCCUUUAAAAAAGUACUUUUGUUUGUCGGCGUUUAAUUUUUAAAAACUGAGCCCAGCUUCAUUCAGCACUGACAUAUCACCAUAACUGAAGCGAAGCAUAAUUGCAUCGCUUUUAAUCUGACUUCUCAAUAUAUGCACUUAAGCAAGGUCUUGUUUAUGGAAAUUUUAUGUUAUUCCUCCGUUGCAUGUUCUACUAUUCUGCAUUUGUCUUCCAUCUGUUGCAGUCAAGACCUCUAGAGAGUGUGCUUGUCAAGUGCAAUGUACCUGGAAGCGUUUCUUUUCCUUUUGCUCUACAGCCUGGUUGUCACUGUGUUGUGUGGUGCCUAGCUCAGAUUACUAGGACUGUUAUAGCAUUUCCUCUCAGCUGGACUCAUGUUUUUAAGAGGAUAAACUGGGAUAUGACAGUUGCAAGUUGUCGAGAAUCUGCAGGCUUCAUCAUGUUCAAAUAAAACAGCCAAUCAAGA
Dermacentor silvarum is the source of this 5845-nucleotide messenger RNA. Its product is annotated as ADP-ribosylation factor-like protein 15. NCBI's taxonomy places the organism in Eukaryota, Metazoa, Arthropoda, Arachnida, Ixodida, Ixodidae. Gene Ontology annotation, molecular function: GTP binding; GTPase activity. The transcript has 4 exons. Bases 148 to 753 code for a protein of 201 amino acids. The record is from RefSeq and is a predicted model, not a curated record.